This is a messenger RNA of Mytilus californianus (California mussel), 3486 nucleotides long. Its product is annotated as V-type proton ATPase 116 kDa subunit a 1-like. Bases 100 to 2805 code for a protein of 901 amino acids. Gene Ontology annotation, cellular component: vacuolar proton-transporting V-type ATPase complex; plasma membrane; vacuolar proton-transporting V-type ATPase, V0 domain. The transcript has 24 exons. The record is from RefSeq and is a predicted model, not a curated record. Lineage: Eukaryota; Metazoa; Mollusca; Bivalvia; Mytilida; Mytilidae. Gene Ontology annotation, molecular function: proton-transporting ATPase activity, rotational mechanism; ATPase binding. Gene Ontology annotation, biological process: vacuolar acidification; proton transmembrane transport.
CUGGAUUUUGAUCAUUUGGGGCAUAAGAUUACUCACAUGAUAUAUUGGGAAGUUUAGAAAGUUUCCGUCUAAAGUGGUGAUAACUAACCAGAAUUCAAGAUGUCAGGUUCACUCUUCCGCAGUGAAGAGAUGAGCCUUUGUCAGAUCUUCCUUCAAUCAGAAGCAGCAUAUGCAUGUAUAUCACAGUUGGGAGAACUUGGACUGGUACAGUUUAAAGAUCUGAAUCCAGAUGUAAAUGCUUUCCAGAGGAAAUUUGUCAGUGAAAUUUUAAGAUGCGAUGAAAUGGAAAGAAGAUUAAGGUACAUUGAGAAGGAACUAAAGAAAGAAGAGCUGAAAGUCCCAGACACUGAUGAAAAUCCUUCAGCUCCAGCUCCUAAAGAGAUGAUUGAUUUGGAAGCAACGUUUGAAAAGAUAGAAUCAGAGUUGAGGGAGGUUAACACCAAUGCAGAGGCUUUAAAACGGAACUUCUUAGAGUUAUCAGAGCUGAAGGAAGUUCUGAAGAAGACACAGGUUUUCUUUCAAGAGCAUGGACAACACAACAUUAUUGGAGAUGCUCAGCAUGCUUUAGGGCAAGCAGAUGAUACCCAGACUGGUACAAUACAGUUAGGAUUUGUAGCUGGAGUCAUUCCCAGAGAAAGGAUGCCAGCUUUUGAGAGAAUGUUAUGGUUUGCUUGUCGUGGUAAUGUCUUCCUUAGAUAUGAGGAGAUUCCUCAAGUCCUUGAAGAUCCUGUCACUGGAGAUGGCAUACACAAGUCUGUCUUUAUCAUUUUUUUCCAAGGAGACCAGCUAAAGUCUCGAGUCAGAAAAAUCUGUGAAGGAUUCAAGGCAACUUUGUAUCCCUGUCCAGAAAACCCACAGGAGAGAAAUGAAAUGUUAAAUGGAGUAUCGACAAGACUUGAAGAUCUUAAAACAGUCUUAAACCAGACAAAGGACCAUCGUAACCGUGUUUUAGUUGGAGUUCAGAAAGAGAUAACAGCCUGGAUUAUCAAAGUCAAGAAAAUCAAAGCUAUCUACCAUACACUCAAUAUGUGCAACUUUGAUUUGUCACAUAACAGUCUGAUUGCUGAGUGCUGGUGCCCUGUUAUGGCUUUAGAGGAUGUGCAGAGAGGAUUAAAACAUGGAACGGAGUUAAGUGGCAGCACAGUACCAUGUAUUCUACAUCGUAUGGAUACAAAGGAAACACCUCCAACCUACUUCAUCACGAACAAAUUCACCCAAGUCUUUCAGGACAUAGUUGAUGCCUAUGGUAUAGCUACAUACCAAGAAGUCAAUCCAGCGCUGUACACGAUUAUAUCUUUCCCAUUUCUGUUUGCUGUAAUGUUUGGGGAUAUGGGUCAUGGUACCAUCAUGUUCCUGUUUGGACUUACUCUGGUGUUGAUGGAGAAAAAAUUGAUUAGCAUGAAAGUCAAGGAUGAGAUUGCCAACACCUUCAUUAAUGGACGGUAUAUAAUUAUGAUGAUGGGAGCAUUUUCAAUAUAUACAGGAUUUAUAUAUAAUGACAUUUUCUCUAAGUCUUUGAACCUGUUUGGAUCCUCAUGGUACCCAUAUUACAAGAAUACAACAUUUGUUGUUCAGAAGUCCUUUGUUUUGGACCCUGGAACUAUGUAUGAUACUGAGAAAGGACCAUAUCCACUUGGUUUAGAUCCUAUUUGGAAUGCAGCAACAAAUAAGAUUACAUAUACUAAUUCAUUUAAAAUGAAACUGUCAGUGAUUCUGGGUAUAUCACAGAUGACUCUAGGUGUUCUACUUAGUCUUGUCAACCAUAUAUAUUUCAAACGAACUUUAGAAGCUUUAGUAGAAUUCAUUCCAGCAUUGCUGUUUUUACUGUGCUUGUUUGGAUACUUGGUUGGACUAGUGUUCUACAAAUGGUUCUUGUUUAAUCAGAAAUGUACACAGUGUGCUCCUUCCUUAUUGAUACAUUUUAUCAACAUGUUUUUGAUGAAGUAUCAGCCAGUAGGAAAUUUACCAGGGACCAAUACAACUACUUUUGAAUGUAGAGAAUAUCCUAAAGAUUUGGAGAAGCUACCAUGUUCUUCACAGACUGUGUUCUUUGAUAACCAGCAAAUGAUCCAAACUAUUUUACUAGUAGCAGGUGUGCUUAUGGCUCCAAUAAUGCUGUGUGUAAAACCUUUUGUCCUGAGGUCUCAACACAACACUAAAGAAAGAGACAUGGAAAAAAGGAAGCAAGGUUUGGGAGCUGUAUCAGAAAGAGCUUUGAUUCAUCAGGAGGAAAUUCCAGAUAAUUCUUCAAUGUCUGUUGACAAACCGACCAAGUCAGACAUUGAACUUAAAUCGACUGGAUAUACAACAGAAUCUGGAUCUUUUCAACCAAGGAUUUCAAAGAGUGUGAAUCACAAGGAUGUUGACGUAGAAGUUGAAGGUCAUGCCGUUCAUGAUAAACAUGAAGAUGAAGUAGAGUUUGAGUUUGGUGAAGUGUUUAUACAUCAAGCUAUCCACACUAUAGAGUUUUGUCUAGGAUGUAUUUCUCAUACUGCCUCAUAUCUUCGACUUUGGGCUCUUAGUUUAGCUCAUGCACAGUUGUCAGAAGUAUUGUGGAACAUGUUGCUACGUUUAUCUUUAAAGAUGGACAUUCCUUAUGGUGGGUCGGUUAUCAUAUUCUUCAUUUUUGGUGCCUUUGCCUGUAUUACUGUGGCAGUAUUACUUGUCAUGGAAGGGUUGUCAGCCUUUCUGCAUACCAUACGUUUACAUUGGGUUGAAUUUAACAGUAAGUUUUAUAGCGGUCAAGGAUAUGGUUUCAUUCCGUUCAGCUUCAAAUCACUGAUGGAACCAACACUGGAUGAUUAGUGCUGCCAGGCUUAUAUACAUAACUAUAUAUAUCUACUUAUAAAUGGACAUUAAUACAAAGGAAUUUUAGAAAAAAGGAAAUGUUACACUAUGUCAUUUGUCUUCCAGAUGUAUUUUUAGAUGUAUUUACCAGAGUAUCUUGAAAAAAUAGUGUAUUUAUAUGUACAAAAUUAAAUAUACAGGAUAAUGAACAAAAAUUUACCUGCUUACAAAAAUUAGAUUCAUUUUGUUGAUAGAAUUUACUUGUUUUUAUAAGUUUAAAUACCAGGGUACAUGAAUAAUAAGGGUUCAUAUUUUCAUUGCUUUCGCAUUAGAAAAGGUUUAGUUAAAAACUAGAAAUAUGAUAUAUAGUAAUAUUUUCCUAACCAAGAGAUUUUUACAGCUUUUAUAAAUUUUGACUGAGUUGGGCUACUUCAAAAAACAGUCCUGUAAAAAAAUGAAAGGAGGUGUUUAAAAAAAUUUAGAAAUUUAUGCAGAAAAAAGUUUAAAAAUUAAAUGAUUAAUGUUUUUUUUAUCUCAUUUCUUUCAGUUGCUUUAAAUUUAUCUAUUGGCAUGCAGAUUUGGAAAAGCAAAUGUAAAAACAAAUUAUAAUUGAACAAUAUUUUAAAGAAUUAUAUUGUAGACUUAAUAUUCCUAGUUCAUUGGUUUCUCUAAUCUCUAAUAAAAUAAUUCAUUAGCUAG